UACAGGGGUGUGGUGGGGCUGAAUGGCGUCACGGAGAGAUGGGUGUUCUGUGGUGUCAGCCGCACACUACUUCUUGUGUGAGGAGAGAGCCGCGCACUGAUGAGCUGCAGUGUGCCGACCUGAGGAAGGUGCGGCCGGGGAGCCGUGCAGGGUAUACAGCGCAGGAGCACAGUGCACUGUACACACCAGGCGCGUUAUGUCCGGAGGAAACGUCAUCUUUACAUAGCAUUGGUUUUUUCUAUACCAAGAUGGACCAGAAAAUACUCUCUCUCUCUUCCGAGAAGAAAACAGAAGGACUUCAGAGUUACCUCCAUACUGUUAAAGAUGCUGAGCUUGUAAAGCUUAUCACUAAACAUGCAAUUAAUGGAAAAGAAACUGGAGCUCUUUUACGUGGGAUUUUUAAAGGGUCGCCGUGUUCUGAAGAUGCAUCGGUUGCCAGGAGAGUUGCUGUCUAUAAGCACUGUAUAGAACUCGUGGAGUCGGGGGAUUUGCAGAGGGAGGUGGCUGUAGAGAUUGUGGGCCUGUUAAUGCUGGAGGUUCAUCAGUUGCCAGCACCUUCUCUUCUGGAAUUGGCUAAUCUGUUUCUUGAUGCAGUGAAAACUGGAAAUCUUUCAAAUGGAAAAUCAUUGGAAUUGUUCCCCAAUGUGCUGAAAGCUCUGUCGUCUAAAGAAACCUUGGUCUAUGGCAAUGGUGAGUUAACAGGAGAAGAAUGCAAGAAGCAGAUUAUAAACAGCCUGUGUUCUAGCAGGUGGGAUCCAAAAUGUGUCAUUUUUCUUACAUCAAUGUUUAGAGAUGUUGCACUUAAUACAGAAGAACUUCAGUUUGUUGUGGAGAAAGUUUUAAGACUGUUGUCAAAGGUAGACCUCCAAGAAAUGCCUCCUCUGGUUUACCAGUUGCUGCUACUAUCUGCAAAGGGCAGUAAGAAGAACAUUCUAGAAGGAGUCAUCAGUGUCUUUAAUGAUCUGGACCACCAGUUAAUGACAGAAGAAAAGAAUGCAGACUCUUUAGAUCUGAUCGAUUCAACUCUACCUAAAGAACAGCUUCUCCAAGUUGAGGGUACUAUUAUUUUGCACAUUGUCUUUGCCAUUAAAUUUGACCAGGAACUAGGUCGAGAGCUGGUAAAAGCUGGACAGCAAGGAGACUCAAGCAAAUUUUUAAGUCCUUUCAGUGUUGCACUCUUGUUGUCUGUAUCCAGAAUACAAAGAUUUGAGAAACAGGUAUUUGAUUUCCUAAAAAGUACUAUUGUGAAAGGUUUUAAAGACUUUCAGUUUCAGCAAGGCUCAAAGUUUCUACGUGAUUUAGUACCACAGCCACCUUGUGUCUCAACAAUGUUACAAGAAAUUGUCAAAAACAGUGUAUUUGGUUGGGACCACGUCACUCAAGGGCUUGUAGAGCUUGGUUUCCUCUUGAUGGAUUCAUAUGGGCCUAAAAUGGUUCCAGGUGCAAAAUUCUCUGAAGCGACUGUAGGAUCCCCAAGUCAACAGGCCAGUCAGCUUGGAUCCAAAAUUUUACUAGAAACCUUCAAGGUCCAUGAGCCAAUAAGAAGUGUGAUUUUAGAGCAAGUUUUGAACCGUGUUAUUACUAAGGCAACUUCUCCCACAAGUCACUUCAUAGAUCUUCUCUCGGACAUUGUAUUUGCAACACCACUUAUAAUGCAGAAUUCGUCCUCUAAGCUGACUGCAACAUUUGAUCAUCUCUUCCACUUGCCAUUCUCCACAGUUCAGGGUCUUCUUAAAGCUUUACAGCCAAUUUUAAAAAUAAAUGUAUCUUUGAGGGACAAUGUCAUCCUUGUUCUGAGGAAGGCAAUGUUUUCAAGUCAAUUAGAUGCUCGGAAGUCCGCUGUUGCUGGUUUCCUGCUCUUGCUUAAGAAUUUUAAGGUCCUGGGGAGCUUGUCCUCUUCUCAAUGUAGCCAAGCCAUUGGCGCAAGCCAGGUGCUGGUGGAUGUCCACACUCGGUAUAAUUCAGCUGCAAAUGAAGCUUUUUGUUUGGAAAUACUAGGAUGUUUGAGAAGAUGCUUGAGUCAGCAAGAAGACAUUAGACGGAUUCUUUAUGAGGGAUUUUAUGAUGUUAUUCGACGGAAUUCUCAGUUGGCCAGACCCAUCAUGCACACACUUGUGGCUCAGUUAAAGAGGUAUUAUGAACCAGAGCAGGACUUGUUGCCACCUUUGAAGCUGGAGAAGUGUAUUACGGCCCAAAAGGAACAGAUAAUAUUGCAGGAACCUCUGGCACACUUGCUGAGCAGUCUUCAUAGUUGCUUAAGUUGGUAUAAACAAAGGAGCACUUUACUUCAAGAAAAAGGAAUGGACGAUGAUGACGAUGAGGACUAUACGGCAUGCCAACAAGAAAUUGAUGAGAUGCUGGAAUCCAUAACCAGAAGAAUGACAAAAUGUGAUUUGGAGGAGUUUGAGCUGGACAAGUCAGCUGACUUCUCUUUGUCUUCUGGAGUUGGGAUGAAAAAUUUUAAUUACGCAGUUCUGGUUAUGGGAGUAUGUGAGGUGCUCAUGGAGUACAACUUUACCACAGCCAACUAUAGUAAAUGUAAGUUUGAAGACAUAUUGGGACUAUUUAAGUGCUACAGCAAACUAGUUGACAUCUUGAAGGAGAAAUCUGCUAAAGGAAGAACAGGAGGUGGUAGUAAAGCAUACAGGAGCUUGUUGUCUAUGGGAUUUGUUUCCACACUUUUAACCGCUUUAUUCAGAGACAGCAUGAAGGUCCAUGAAGAAAGUCUCAGUGUUCUUCGAUCCAACUUAGAUUUCAUGAGAUAUGCUGUUGGCACUGCAUUACAGAAAAUUCAGCAACUAAAAGAGACUGGGGCUAUAGAUGGACCUGAUGGCCAGAAUAGUGAGAAAAUGUUCUACAGCAUCUGUGAGAUAACCAGGGUGUUAAUGUGGAGAUAUACCUCAAUACCAUGUGCAGCUGAGGAUUCUGGGAAAAAGGACAAAGGAAAGAACAUCUCUUUGCUAUGUUUGGAGUGCUUGGUGCAGAUAUUUUACACCAUCCAAAUGCAUUAUCAGCCAAAGAUCCCUCAGUUUCUUGUUGCAUUAGAUGAGGAAGAUGAGGGGCAAGCAAGUGCAGUAAACAUUGUGGAAAAAACAUCUUUGCUGAUCACACAGUUUCAAAGAUCCCUUACAAACCAACUGAGCUCUGGAGAAGAUGAGUUUAACAGCAAAGAAGCGGUGCUCCUAGUCAGUAUCCUGUCUACAUUAUACAGGUUUCUGGACACAUCAUCUCAGCAGUUUGGACAGAUGCUGUCAUGGACGGUGAAAAUUUGUAAAGAGACAGAUUUCGAGGAUGUCCAGUUUUGUAAAGGCAUCAUGACACUUCUCUUUAGUAUGCAUUCCUUUUUUAAGAGCCCAGUAAGUCUUCUGCGUGAACUCUCUCAGGACAUCCAUGGACAUCUUGGGGACAUAGAUCAGGACAUUGAAGUUGAAAAACAAUCACAUUUCUGUAUUGUAAACCUAAAGACAGCAGCACCUACUGUCACGCUUUUGGUCUUGGGCCAAACUGCAAAAGUGCUGGAUGAAGUGGACUGGCUGAUCACAAAACUAAAAACACAGCUCAGUUCAGAGAAGAUGCCUGCUGAUGGUGCCACCCAGGCCACGAAUCCCAGAGAAGCGCUGGAGAAGGCUAUCAUUCUUCAGAUGGGGACAUUAAUAACCGCAUGUCAUGAGCUGGUCCAGACAGCAUUACCAGCGGGAAGUUGCAUGGACACUUUGCUGAAAGAACUUACCAAAAUGUACACAGUGCUAACAGCCCUGGUGAAAUAUUAUCUGCAGGUUUGCACUAGUCACGCAGGAAAGAUACCGACCCGUUUGGAGAAGUUGGUUAAGCUGUCUGGCUCACACCUCACACCUCAGUGCUAUGCGUUUAUUACAUAUGCGCAGAGUAUACAAGAUGAAAGUAUUUCUGGAGAAAAGAAGAAAAAGGAGGAUGGGGCUGGAAUUUCCACGGCCAAAGUUCUCAGAGAUACCAAGCCAAUCCCAAAUUUAAUCUUUGCUAUUGAAAAGUAUGAGGAAUUUCUUAUAAAAUUAUCUAAAAAGUCAAAGGUCAAUCUGAUGCAGUUCAUAAAGCUUAGUACUUCUAGAGACUUCAGGAUUAAUACAGCCAGUCUAGAUGCAGCCCUGCAAGAAAAGGGGUCUGAUGAGGAGAACGAGGCCAACAAUGAGCAGUCUGUGUCAGAAAAAAGUGAAAGUCAAGAGCCAAAGAGGAAGAGGAGGAAGAAGUAACUGAUGUUUCAGGCAUUUUUAACAGCUUUAUUUACAUGUUUUUGUUUACAUGUGUUAAAAUUAAUAUUUACGUUGGUGCA
Molecule: messenger RNA, 4306 nt
Organism: Hyla sarda
Lineage: Eukaryota; Metazoa; Chordata; Amphibia; Anura; Hylidae
Gene: FANCI
Product: FA complementation group I
Exons: 38
Coding region: 39-4226 (1395 amino acids)
Biological process (GO): DNA repair
Molecular function (GO): DNA polymerase binding
Source: RefSeq, a predicted model, not a curated record